Messenger RNA from Durusdinium trenchii, 3799 nucleotides. Lineage: Eukaryota; Dinophyceae; Suessiales; Symbiodiniaceae. The record is from the annotation of a GenBank genome assembly.
UUGGUUCAAGGUGAGUUUUAUUCAGCAGGAUUCACGUCCCAACUUGGGACAUUUCAUAUUUCCAUGUGGCUCAUGCGGCUGCUCUUCUUUGGCUUUUUGUGCCUGACCAGAAGCAGCGAGAGCUUUCGCCGGGAUGCUUCAGCUUCCCGACUCCGUCACAUGUCAUACCUCUUGCGCAGGCAAGCAGGGCAGGCUGAGCAUCGUGAGCGCUCAUCGGCAAUUAGAGAAGAGCAGUCAACAGAGUCGAUCACAGAAAGAUCAGAAAGCAGUGAAAGCAGGCACCAGCGUGCUGCUUCAAUGAGUGGGCACCGCCACGGGCGGCGCGUACGGAAAGAUGCUUUUGCACAAUUGGUGACCGAGCCUGAGAAGGAUGAUGUGCUUCCUGAGGUUCAGGAAUUGAAAAAAGAUGCUGAAGAGCAAAUUGCGGACGCUAAGAAAGAAGUAGUAGAAGAUGUUACAGACAAACUAAAGCAAGCCAAAGAUGGACCGACAAAUCCCUUUGGUGAAUUGAUCGGAGGUGCCAUUUGCCUGAUCAUCGUGGCUUGCGUUCUUUUGGUCUCUGCAGCGGAGCAUUGGAGUGCACGGAGUGGGAGCCAAAAGGAAGCGCAGACGAAGCAGACACCACCAACAACGGAUUCGUCUCUUCCGAAUGAGGCGUCGCCUCGAAGCCGUGGAUGGUUCCACACCAUGGACUCCCAGGCUUUAAGCGAGGAACUCAAUUCCACACUAGAGAAUGUGGCCUUGACCAACUGGCCUGGCCAAUUUGGCUUAUCACCUGAUGCGAAGGAAAGAAAUCUUAAAAGAUUUGGAUUGAACAAGAUGACGCCGCCAAUCAAGCCUAGUGCUGUUUGGCUCUUGAUGAAGCAGGUCUUUGGCGGUGUGUUCAACACUUUGCUGUGGUUUUGUGUCACUGUUGAGGUUGCAUUGGCAUCCUUCAUGGGAGCAGAUGAAUCUGAUUUGGUGACACCUGCCAUCCUAGCAACCGUAAUAACAAUGGCAGGGGCUUUGCAGUGGUGGACUGAGCAGCAGGCUGAAUCGAUGAUGAACUCCCUACAACAAAUGCAGUCCCUGGAGAGUGUGGCAGUUUGCCGACAGGGCAGUCUUGAGAACAUUUCGCCUGAGGAGCUUUUGCCAGGUGACGUGGUCUUGCUGGAAGCUGGCCAGCGAGUACCAGCAGACAUACGUAUCCUGGCAAUGACCGAUACUGUUCUUGUUGACAAUUCUGCGCUCACAGGUGAGUCAAUCGCUGAACCCAGGAAAUCUGAGCCGGUUGGUGUGGACGAACAUGACCAGCCCGUCGUUGCACUAGUUGAGUCCAACAAUGUCCUUUUUUCAGGAACGAGCGUUGUGGAGGGUCGCCUUCUUGGAGUGGUCUUUGCUGUUGGCGAUUCAACACUACUCGGAAAAAUUGCAAAAGGUGUCCAACUUGCACGGCCACGGUCAUCUCUGGAGGUUCAGAUUGAGCACUUUGUGCAUUUGAUUGCUGUAACCGCCACUUGCACGGGACUGCUGUCCCUUGUUGCAAACCUUCUGUCACCACAAAAGCUGAGCAUGGAGAAGGUCCUCCUGAACUCUUCAACUGCCUUUUUCUGUUUUGUCCCCGAAGGUUUGAUGCCAACAGUGACGUUUUCCUUGAUGAUAUCCUCACGACAGAUGGCCAAAAGGAAGGUUCUCGUGCGAAAAAUUGAUGCUGUCGAGACGUUGGGGUGUGUGAGUGUCUUGUGCAGCGACAAGACUGGAACUUUGACCUCAGGGAAGAUGACAAUGACAGAUUUGGCUGUCAUGGACCCAAGGAGCUCCAGCCUCAAGAAAUUGUCGAUCCAAGCAGCUCAGGAAGAGUCGGAUGAGACCUUGCAGAAGCUUGCGCAGGGUGGACUUCUCAACUCAAAUGCCAAGCAACAUGUGCAGAGCCUGGAGUUUCUUGGCUCGCCGACUGAGGUUGCCAUUGUUUCAGCCUGCAACUUGAUUGUGGGAAGGCCUCUGGAAGAGGUGCGAAGAGCAACACCCCAGAUCUACGAAAUUCCCUUCAGCAGUGCCACCAAGUGGAUGCUAACAGCGCAUGAUGCUCAAGCUGGAGGCAGCUCUGCGUCCAGCCCUGACUCGAGCCCAGUGAGGCUCCUUGUCAAAGGUGCCCCAGAGUUUGUUGUCAGUUGCUGUAGCCUGUCAAGUGAGCAGGUGGAAGAGAUUACUGGCUGCUACGAGGAGUUCAUGAGCCACGGAAAGAGGGUGCUUUGCGUGGCUGAGUGUGACUUUUCUGCUCCACCUGGGUUUGAGUUCCAGGGAUCUAGCCCACAGGAUGCAAACUUCCCUCUCUGCGGGUAUACAUUUCUUGGCGUCUUCGCCAUCGAGGAUCCUCCAAAGGAUGGUGUCAAGGAAUCCAUUGCAAGUUUGCAGGAUGCUGGUUGCCAAACCAUCAUGGUGACGGGCGACCACCCAAGCACAGCGAAAGCCAUAGCUCGGCGGAUUGGCAUUCUUGGCCGCGGCUCUGACGAUGACCUGGCUGCGGUUACAGGUGCGAUGAUCGCCAGAGAAGGGACGCCGCCUGAUGGUUGGACGCUUCUGGACAUAGCUCAGAAUCAUGACUUGGCACCAGAGUGUGCAGAGUUUUGGCAGAAAUGUGUCAAGAAGACCCGUGUUUUUGCAAGGGUGUCCCCUUUGGACAAGCAAUCAAUUGUCCAAGCGUACCAGCACUUCGCCGGACAAAUUGUUGCAAUGACCGGAGACGGUGUCAAUGAUGCUCCUGCUCUCAAGGAGGCGGAAGUUGGCAUCGCGAUGGGCAUCCGGGGCACUGAGGUAGCGAAAGAGGCUGCUGACAUUGUUCUUCUAGAUGACGACUUGAAGAGUGUCGCCGCUGGCAUGGAGCAAGGGCGCCUUUGCGCCGAGAACCUUAGGAAGUCUGUUCUGUACACGAUGUGCUCUAAAGUGCCUCAAGCCCUUCCAACAUUUGCACAGCUACUUGGCAUUCCAGUUGCCUUAACUACUGUGCAGGUGAUCCUGAUAGAUAUUGGUACAGACAUUUGGACAGCUGUAGCCUAUGCAGCGCAACCACCGGAAACUUCACUGAUGAAGAAAAUGCCACGCCACCCAAGAAAGGAUGCUAUUGUGAAUAGUGGGAUGUUGCUGUAUUCCUUCGCGUAUAUUGGGGUAAUACAAUCAUUUUGCUGCUGGCUAUGCUUCUUUUGCAUGCCGGGGAUGUGGGCGUUGCUUGACAAGAAGGAGGUGCCCGUGAUUUACAGUUUGAGCGAGAAGGUUGCCAUUCAAGCCGGCACAACCAUGUACUACUGGGCGCUUGUAUGUGGACAAGUCGGAGCAGCCUUUGCAGCCACUACCACCUCGAUGUCGCUUGCAACAUAUGCCAUUCCCAACAAUUGGCUGAACCUAUUCAUUGUCCUUGAGUUUGGCUGUGCUCUUGCAAUAAUUUACCACCCAUACUUUCAGUAUGUCUUUGGGACACGAUCUUUGAGCAAGCUGCAGUUGGUCUCUGGGUCAUGUGCAUUGUUCGUCAUUAUCUUGGCAGAUGAAGUCAGGAAGUUCAUUGUCAGGAGAGAGUUGGGGCGCAAAGGUGUUGAACUGUCACCAUCCAAGUCAGAGGAGAAGGAAGAAGCUGAAGCUGAAUCAAAUGAUGGUGAAGCAGUUCCAGAUAUUGGUGGCUCAGCGUGAUGACGGCGUGAUGUGCCUGAGUGAGUGAAGCGUCUCCAGCUGGGAUACUCUCUCAAUCAGAGCUGGGAUGGCGUCCUGUUUGGACAUUGGUGUCGCAGUGUUAAAAGGGGCACGCACCCUCCCCAAGAAUAGAGGAAAG